AUGCUGGGUCUCUCGAGCAGCCGCCUCAACGACCGGUACCACAGCGUCGAGCGCCUGGCGGAGCAGCGGGGUCUCUUCGGCGGCACGGAAGGACCUCAGGACCUGGACCACCUCGAGUCCGUGUCGCAGAGGGGCGUGGCCAAGUCCCUCUCGGGAUCCCGGACGUGGAACAAGUAUGAUCUGCUUGAGGAGAGAAACGGCGAGGACGAAGUGAAGACGGAGUACUCCCGCGUGUCCAACCGGUACAUCAAGGGCGUCCACGCGGGCAGGCGAGGUCACGGCGGGUCACACCACUCGAGCCGAGCCUACAUCGAGCGGGAGUACCUCAAGUCCUCGGCCAUGUCGGAUACGAGCGAGGCGCCGUCGCUCGCCUCCCACGUCCGCCGGGUGCGCGUCCCGUCCCAGGCGUCCGACGUCGACCAGUUCCUCGACGACCUGUUCAUGCCGGUGCUGAACUCCCAGCUGGACGAGCUCUCCGACGCCCGCUCCCUCGCCGCCUCCAUCAAAGGCGGCGGCAGGACGGCAGGAGGAGCAGGAGCCCCGGGGAUCGAGGCUCCUUACGGCGACGACGGCAGCGACUUCGAUUACGACGAGAGCAUCGUCUUGGCGAGAACGCGCCAGGGCUCCUUCAGAAGACAGAGCCUCCUCCAGACGCUGCAGGACGUUGACCUGAACGAGUCCCUGACGGCCCUGACCGCCGCGCCCCUGCUCGAGGAGGCGCUCAAGGGCGGAGGCCAGGGCGCCGCCGAAGUCGAGACCGGGGCGCCGCCACAGCCUGGGGCAGGCGGAGCGUUCUUCUCCAACACGUCCAUGUCGGGGGCGCCCGGGUCGCCUCCGCCCUUCGUCAUGCCCAACACCAUGCCCCUCUACACGCCCGGAGGCGUGAACGUCCCAGGCCUCCAGCAGCAGCAACAGACGCCGCAGGCCACCAACAUGACGCCCAACCAGAUCCUCGUGUACCAGCAGAAUGUCCAGCGCGCCUUCCUGCAGUCCGCCGUGGCCCAGAACAUCCAGAUCCAGCAGCACCUGAUGGCGCAGAACCAGGCGUUGCAGCAGCUCCUGUCGCAGUCGGUGCCGCACAUGGGCAUGGCAUCCCGGGACUUUAACCCUCAGAGUGCCCUCGGCCUAAAUAUACUUGGCAUGAUGUCCAUGUCUGGCUUGCCCAUGGCGGCUGGCAUGCCCUUGUCGGGGAUGCCGGGCCUGUCGGGGAUGCCGGGCCUGUCGGGGAUGCCCAUGGCUUCUGGAAUGCCCAUGACGCCGGCAAUGCCCAUGGCAGCGGGUAUGCCCAUGUCACCAGGCAUGCCGAUGGCCCCUGGUAUGCCCGCGGGCUUAUCGGUGUCAUCCGGCAUGCCCAUGACGACUGGCAUGCCCAUGUCCCCCGGGCUUCCCACGACGCCAGUGCCCCCCGCGGGCAUGAAUGGCAUCGCAGGCUUGACAGGCGUCCCGGGCAUGACAGGGACCCCAGAUGAACCCCAGGUUGGCAGGGCUCACUACCGGGUGGGCGGGGACACGUACUCGCUCCCCCAGAGACGCGGCGUCGGCAGCAGCAACAAGGUGUCGUUCCAAGAGCCGGAGCAGAGCGAGCUGUGGAGCACCGAGAAGGCCGGGAGCGCCGAAGGAGGCAAGGAAGGGGCCCAGGGAGGGAGCCAGAGGCCUUCCGUCCCCUCGAUGUCCCCGCCUCCGCCCUUGGUGAUGCUGAGUCCGGGCAGCUCGGCGCCCAUGUUCUCUCAGGCGGCGGCGCUCUCCUCGCCCGUGCAGGACCAGUCGUCCAAGAAGACCUCGAACGCCUCCGAUGACGCCAAGAUGUUCCACGACUUUAGCAUAGGACCAGGGUCUCCGGGCUCGCUUGGCUCGCCUCCAGGAAACGCCUUCGGAGCCACCGAGUCUCCGUGGGGGGGCGUGGUGCCGCCUCCCCCGCCCAUGCCGACGCACCUGCAAGGGGAGGACGGCCAGGGAGGCUUCAUGGACCCUUACCAGCGAGCCAAGACCGUCAGGAUAGGCAAGUGGCGUUGGCCUCCUCCCAAGGGCGAGGAGGAUCCCAACGACUCCUUCCUGCAGUUCAAGAUCAGGCAGCAGAGCAGGAAGACCUCCAAGCAGAGCGACGGAAGGGACUCCCAGCGCCCGAGCCGCGACGAGAGCUUCGGCGUGGAGUGGGAGGAGUUCGAGAUGGGCGGCAUCCCGAGCAGCGCCGAGCAGAGCCCCCGCAAGGACAGCCACGAGAAGAUCCAGAUGCAGAUGCAGCAGAUGCAGCUGGAGGGACAGGGGACCGCAGCACAGACCAACGGCUUCGGCCGCGAUUUCCCGAGGGACGCGACGGACGGCAAGGAGAAGGAGAAGGAGAAGGGCGCCCCACGCAGGCGGAGGGACUCGUGGGACAACCCCAUGGACGAAGGGAAGUCGCCGGGCAUCGGGAAGCUCAAGAUUUCGCGCGAGAUGAGGGAGAAGCUGGAGGCGCUCACGUCGUCGCAUCCGUCGAGAUCCCAAGAAGAGCCCGACCCAGAAGCAGACGCGCGGCGUCCCCAAGAAGCUGGAGGCGCACCGCCAGUACCUCCUUCAGCACCAGCUGGAGGGCGACAAAUGGGACACCGUGGACUCGUCGAAGGGCGUGUCCUCCAAGGGCGAGAAGGGCGCCGUGCCCCCCCGCCGCCCAUCGCCCGCCCACGCCUUCUCGGGCAGCUCGCGGGCGGACGUCCGGUACCACCGGUCCAAGUCCCCGGACCCUUCGGUGUCGUCGCAGGAGAGCUCGCCGGUCAUCCCGCAGCCGAGGUCGCCCGCCGCCCGCCCAUCCAGCCUCCGUCGGGCUUUUCCUGCGGCGGCAUCGAGCUGCGCGUCGAGGCCAGCGAUCGCCGCACCUCCGUGUCCACCAUGCACACCGAGAAGACGGAGCAUUUCGAGCUGGAGGAAUCGUCCGAGUUCCUGCAGCCGGUGGACCAGGCGCCGAUCCUCGUGGACAAGGAGAUGGAGAAGAGAUCCUACGAGGCUAUGAAGACCCGCCUGCUUCCGGCGCCGCACAGCCCCCACCUCACGUACUCGCGCGUCCCUUGGUCUCUCACCCUCAGGAAGGAGGUGUUCGCUCCAGGUGAGACGCUGCACGGAGAGGCCCUCCACCUGGUCUUCUGCCAGGUGGUGCUCGACGUGUACGCAGGAAACACGCCCAGGAUUACACACGAGCAGCGCACGCACAUGAGGAAGAUCAUGGACAACCGCGGCAUCACCCCGAACAACACCUUCUCGCAACACCACAAGACGAACGUGAAGCGAGAGAUCGUCGACUUGGCCAAAUCGUGGCCGCUCUAUUUCGCCGCCAUCUUCCCCGUUACGGGUUCGCGCAAGUCAGGCGACGUGGAAAUGGUGGCCGUGUCUCACUCGGGCGUCAGGCUGCUUCGGCGGGACCACAACCACCUCUCCGUCCUCAACACGUACAGUCUCGAGGAAGUGGAGGAGGCGGAGUGCCCUCGCGCGGGCUCCCUCCGCCUGACGGUGGCUGGGGGCGGCCUCAUCGUCCUGUACACCCCGCGGGCGCGUCAGAUCGCCGCCAUCCUCAACAAGUACACUGCCUCGGCGCCUGUGUAUAUGGAAGAAAAGACCCUGUGGUACAAGUUUCAAUGGGAAUUGGGCUGA
Penaeus vannamei (Pacific white shrimp) is the source of this 3621-nucleotide messenger RNA. The record is from RefSeq and is a predicted model, not a curated record. NCBI's taxonomy places the organism in Eukaryota, Metazoa, Arthropoda, Malacostraca, Decapoda, Penaeidae.